This is a messenger RNA of Dictyostelium purpureum, 1644 nucleotides long. RefSeq lists its product as uncharacterized. The record is from RefSeq and is a predicted model, not a curated record. The transcript has 3 exons. The coding region runs from base 1 to 1644 and encodes 547 amino acids. Lineage: Eukaryota; Evosea; Eumycetozoa; Dictyosteliales; Dictyosteliaceae.
AUGAAUAUAAAAUUAAUUUUCUUUUUUAUAGUUUUAAAUCUAUUAAUUCAAAUUAUAAAUGCAGAUUUUAAAGAUUGUACAGGUAUAAGCUGUGAUGACGGCAGUGACUGCACUAUUGAUUCAUGCGAAGUGGGUUAUGGAUGUAGAUAUCAAACGGAAAAUUGUUCAGGGAAUACCGACUUAUCCACUUGCCACACUGGAAAAUGUAUAAACAACACUUGUGUUCCAUACAAAUCAUGCGACGAAUAUUCAUCGUGCGAUGAUGGUAAAUGCCUUCCUUUAAUUAUUCCAGUUGGUGGAAGUGUUGGAUCUACACCAGAUAACUGUGAAACUAUUAUUAACCAGCAACAAUGUGUUGACUAUUAUCCAAAAUGUAAAUGGUUAACAUUUGUAGGUUGUUGUGGUGGCCAAUAUUCGGUCUGUAUAAAUGAUCCCACCGAUGUUUGCUAUACAAAUCAAAUAACCUGUGCAACUGAAGAAAAAACUGGUGAGAUUGUUGAAAUUUGGUCAAUAUGUAAACCUCAAUCAGGUUUUUUAGAAUAUGUAGAGCCUCCCUCAACAUGUGCAGAAAUCGACUGUGAUGGAAGUUCUUGUGACUAUCACCAAACUACAAAAUGCUUGGGUACAUCUUGUUGUCAAAAAACUCCAUAUUGCAAAGGCCAAUCGGUAUUAACAACUACCACGACCACUACCUCUGCAACAGGUACUUCAACAACAGGUACUUCGACAACAGGUACUUCGACAACAGGUACUUCUACAACAGGUACUUCUACAACAGGUACUUCUACAACAGGUACUUCUACAACAGGUACUUCUACAACAGGUGUCCCUGGUAAAUCCACAACAGGUACUUCGACAACAGGUACUUCGACAACAGGUACUUCUACAACAGCUACUUCUACAACAGCUACUUCUACAACGGGUGUCCCUGGUAAAUCCACAACAGGUACUUCUACAACAGGCACCACCGGUAAAUCCACCUCUACAACAGUUACCACCUCAACCACCUCCACCACCGCUGGGCAUAAUUCUCAAACAAUUACAACCUCCACUACAUUAACUAAUGCUGGAACAGGGCAUAACUUUCCAACAGUUUCAAUCUCUACCACCACUACUGCAACUACAACUGCAACCACUAUGACAACCGCUACAACUACUGGUGCAGCAACAACAAGUACAAGUACGGCCACAGCUGUUGGCACAACUACAACGACAAGUACAACCAAUGUAACUUCAACAACAGCUUCUAUAGCAGAUACAAGUGGAACAUCACCACCUAUUUCAUCUACUACUAGUCAAACUCCCUAUACUACCUCACCUUUUACUUUAUCAUCAUCCUCAUUUGAAUAUCCCUUACCACAUUAUAGCGGAGAUAGCUCAUAUUAUCCUCCUCCAGAUCAUCAUUCAGUUUGUUAUAAUUAUCGAUGCCCAUAUGGCUCUAUAUGUGUUGAACACCCUUCAAGAGAAAAUGGUUUCUUAAUUAAACCCAAAUGCCUCAAGUACAAACCAAAAUGUCUUUCUUGUGAAGAUUUAAAUUGUGAAGGAUCAUCGCAACAAUGUAAAUACAUUCAAGACCCAUUCUGUAAAAAAGAUGAUAUUGAAAACAAUCAAGACUGCUGCUGUUAUUUACCCACCUGCUAUUAA